Molecule: messenger RNA, 599 nt
Organism: Chaetomium fimeti
Lineage: Eukaryota; Fungi; Ascomycota; Sordariomycetes; Sordariales; Chaetomiaceae
Exons: 3
Coding region: 109-468 (119 amino acids)
Biological process (GO): translation
Cellular component (GO): mitochondrion; ribosome; small ribosomal subunit
Molecular function (GO): RNA binding; structural constituent of ribosome
Source: RefSeq, a predicted model, not a curated record
GGGCCCUGUUGCAGCUCACAUCUCGACCCGCGGUCGCGACGUUGAUGCUGAUCCCGAAUGUGCUGUUGACGACAAAUUGGCUGAGGGUGUCCGGCCGUAAUAGACAAGAUGGUGUUCAUAUUCGGAGUUAACUUCAACGAACAGAAGCUCGUCAAGAAAGCGCUUCAAUCAUUCUAUGCCCUCGGCCCGCAAACAGCGGACCGCAUUUUGGCGAAAUACUCGAUUUUCCCCGGGGCUAAGAUCGGCACCCUGCCGCCCAAAACCCUCACAGCCCUAACCGCCGAACUGUCGACGAUGAACAUCGAAAGUGACGCCAGGAGGGUGCUCCAAGACAACAUCAAGCGGCUACGUGAUAUGGGGACAUACCGUGGUAGGCGACACGCCAUGGGAUUGCCGGUGCGCGGCCAACGGACAAGGAACCAAACCCAGUCAGCCAGGAAACUCAACAAGGUCGAACGGUGGGGUUAAAGAAGGGAAAGGAGGCCCCGGGGUGUUGGUUUGGAUCGCAGGUUUGGGCGAGAUAUUCGACAUGAUGUUCGCCCCUGUGCGGGCCGUGCAGGAGAUUCGGGGUUCGCGGGCGCAUUGAGGUCGAUAGACGA